This is a messenger RNA of Coccomyxa subellipsoidea C-169, 1739 nucleotides long. RefSeq lists its product as hypothetical. Gene Ontology annotation, biological process: protein ubiquitination. The transcript has 8 exons. Lineage: Eukaryota; Viridiplantae; Chlorophyta; Trebouxiophyceae; Coccomyxaceae. The record is from RefSeq and is a predicted model, not a curated record. Gene Ontology annotation, molecular function: nuclease activity. Gene Ontology annotation, cellular component: VCB complex; nucleus. Bases 36 to 986 code for a protein of 316 amino acids.
GAUCAUAGCCCACAUCCCCAACACGGUCUUCCACUAUGGCAGUGCUUCAGUUGUCCCAACGAUCAGGCAGUCUUUUGGUGCGUCCUUCUGUGGAGGGAUGUCAGCGUGCCCUUGCCACAAGCAGAAAGUGUGUAAGGUGUGAGCCCUUUCUACGCUCGUCAGGGCCCGCCCUCCGUCGCUUUGUAGCAGUCAAGGCCGCCCGGAAUGACAAGAGUGGACCAAGCUCUUCAAACGAUUUCAACCUCGCGGAGUAUGUUGAAGCCAAGGUCGAGAUUGUGCGUCAUACCAAGGAGUUUGGCCACGUUAUUUUUCUCAGGCUCAUGGAGAGCAAGCAUCAGUAUCUUCCUGUCUACAUCGGGGACACCGAGUCAAAUGCUUUGGAGAUGCAGCUCAACCAGAAGCGCUCGGCACGGCCUCUGACUCACGAUUUCAUGAAGGUGGCUCUGGACACGUUGGGAUUCAGGGUCACGAAAGUGUGCGUGACAGCGUUGGUAGGCAACACCUACCUGGCCCGCGUACACCUGUCACCUUCAGGUAGGGACGCCAGCGCCAAGGAGGUGGACAUCGAUGCCAGACCCUCGGAUGCCAUCAAUCUGGCGAUGCGCUUCAAUGCACCGAUGUACGUGAGCAAGCAGGUGGCCAACAAGAUGGGCAGCUCAGCGCAUCAGUUUGUGGAGAGCCCGGAGAGCCACCAGGAGAUUCAGCGCAGCUGCCGCAAUGCCAAGCAGUCCUACCACGACCCCACCGUCAUGCAUCGCCUUAACCUGCAAGUGGCCAUCGCUGAGGAGCGCUACGAGGACGCCUGCAUGAUUCGCGACCAGGUGGACAAGAUGCUGGCCAGGGACAGGGCUCUGAGCCUCCUGGUUGCCAUGGAGUCUGCACUGCAUGACAACCGCUACGAGGAGGCUGCUCGCCUGCGAGACUUCUUCCUGGCGCUGACAUCGCAGCAUAAAGCGCAUGCGGUUGAAGGCCUUAAAGAGGCCUGACACGUCGGCCAUGGUUGCUCAAGCGCAUGGAUUGCGUUGGCGCAGUAGCACUCAACCAAGCAGCCAGAGUCGUGCACAGCGGCUUGCGCGUGUAGUGCACACUCCGGCUGUGGCCUCCAGUUGGACUGUAAAACAGGCAGCACAGUGGAUGCUGCCGUAUCCAUGCAUCCUCUUUUUGAUUCUCGCUGUACACUAUGGUACUUUGGGAACUGGGUUGGUCUUUGUUCAGUUUGACAAUAACAUAAGGCAGUACAUUGGCAGAGCACCGCUGGCACCUCUUUUUGACUGUACACUAUUUUGGAGAAGAACAAUGUUGCAAACGUAAAUUACCAAUUUUGAAGCGCUGCUCAUAUUAGCCGUACUUGCUGUGCUUGCUGUACUCCGGUGAGUCAAGAUUGCUCAUCCGCUGAACUGGGUAGUGAGCUCGUGUACUUGAAUAUUGUCCAUAUGCAGGCGCCCAGUGCACAUUUUAGAGGGUAUGUGUCAUCAGAAAGCAUGAUGCCGGCCAUGGGAUCAUGGCCAUAAUGCCUGUACAAACAUUGGCCAACUCGUAUGCAGAGUAGAUAUCGCGUUGAUGUCACAGUGUAAUGGGACUGCUAGAUCAGCCACUGUUAGAAAUUACCGUGAAGCACAUUUGGUGCGCAAGCUUUCUCUAUUGCUCUAGGCGAACAGAUUGGUGAGGACAGGCUUGCAGCUCAUUUGUUAUUGAGAGUAUAUACCAUGCAUUCCAUCAUGUAAGCAGUUGCCGAGAUU